AUGACAUCGCCAUUUGUCGAUGACACUGUGGAGCUCGGAGCGAGAAUUUUGAGAGGCGCUCUCAGGCGGGAGGGGAUCUUUAGGGACAGACAAAACCCUUUGGCUUUCUCUGAAGAGUAUUUGUAUGAAAGAUACAGGUUCUCGUCAGAAGGGCUGACUUAUCUGUGUCAGCUCCUCGAGCCAUAUAUUGCUAAUGCCACACGUCGGAGUUGUGCACUUACAGUGCCGCAGACUGUAUGUAUUGCUUUGCGCUACUUUACAACCGGCAGUUUUCUCUAUGCUGUGGGUGAUGCAGAGAACCUAAGCAAGAAUACAGUCUGCAGGCUCUUCAGUGGAGUGCUGCUCGGGGACAGGGGUUAUGCCUGCCAGCCUUUCUUGAUGACCCCAUAUCCUGACCCUGAUGAAGGGCCACAAACCAGUUUUAAUGUGGCCCAUGCCAAAACCAGGGUCAGGAUUGAAAUUACUUUUGGGAUACUGAAGGCCCGAUUCACCUGCCUGCGGGGGCUCAGAGUGGCCCCUGAAAGAGCUUGCCGCUUCAUAACGGCAUGUGUUGUGCUGCAUAACAUUGCCACAAUGAGGAAGAAGAGGGCCCCUCCUGCAAACCCCCAACCUCCUGAUGUGGUAGACCCCAUCACCCUGGACUACCCUACUGACAGGGCUGUCAGAGAAGUAUCCUAA
Trematomus bernacchii (emerald rockcod) is the source of this 678-nucleotide messenger RNA. RefSeq names its product putative nuclease HARBI1. NCBI's taxonomy places the organism in Eukaryota, Metazoa, Chordata, Actinopteri, Perciformes, Nototheniidae. The transcript has 3 exons. The coding region runs from base 1 to 678 and encodes 225 amino acids. The record is from RefSeq and is a predicted model, not a curated record.